UGAUUAGUACAGAUAAUGUCGUUCCAGAGUAACAAAAUGAACGCAUUUGGCUACUUCUGGCUUGUAAUUUUGGCUACUCUAGGAGCCAUAAAUUCUUCUCCUGCUGAUUUGCAGCUGAAUUUCUAUGCCAAAACAUGUCCCAAAGCUGAAGAGAUUGUACAAGAUUAUGUCCAUGAGCAUAUUCCAAAUGCUCCAUCUCUUGCAGCAACGUUGAUAAGAAUGCAUUUCCAUGACUGCUUUGUCAGAGGCUGUGAUGCAUCGAUUCUUCUGAAUUCCACAUCAAGUUCUGGAAAUCAGACUGAGAAAGUUGCUGUUCCCAACCAAACUGUACGAGGCUUCGACUUCAUUGACAGAGUGAAGAGCCUAUUAGAAGCUGAAUGUCCUGGAGUAGUUUCUUGUGCAGAUAUCAUUGCGUUGGUUGCAAGAGAUUCCAUUGUAGUUACAGGAGGUCCUUAUUGGAGGGUACCAACUGGCCGAAGGGAUGGGCUAAUAUCAAAUGCCUCUGAGGCCUUAGCAAACAUUCCAGCUCCAACUUCUAAUUUCUCUUCUCUUCAAACAAAUUUUAGUAAUAAAGGUCUAGAUCUAAAAGAUCUAGUCUUGUUAUCAGGAGCUCAUACGAUUGGAAUCGCCCAUUGUUCUGCAUUUUCGAGCCGUCUGUACAAUUUCUCCGGAAUUCUUGGCAAUCAAGAUCCAUCUCUAGACAGUGAAUAUGCAGCAAAUCUGAAAGCAAAGAAAUGCAAAACCAUCAACGAUACAACAACAAUAGUUGAAAUGGAUCCAGGAAGUUUCAGGACAUUUGAUCUAAGCUACUAUAGACAUCUACUCAAGAGAAGAGGCCUAUUUCAAUCUGAUGCAGCCUUGACAACAAGUUCCACUACACUCUCAUAUAUUAAUGAACUUCUUCAGGGUUCCAGGCAGGAUUUUUAUAAGGAAUUUGCUUUGUCUAUGGAGAAAAUGGGAAGGAUUGAUGUAAAGACAGGAUCGUCCGGUGAAAUCAGGAAACAUUGUGCAUUUGUUAAUAGUUAGAAUUUUUGCUGUUAUUUUAAGCCUUCAUAAUUGUAUUAUGUUGUUAAUGUACGUGAUAUUUGUGUUUUAUGAAUGUGGAAAUUAUAUGUUUGUGGUAA
Molecule: messenger RNA, 1124 nt
Organism: Coffea eugenioides
Lineage: Eukaryota; Viridiplantae; Streptophyta; Magnoliopsida; Gentianales; Rubiaceae
Product: peroxidase 3-like
Exons: 4
Coding region: 16-1026 (336 amino acids)
Biological process (GO): response to oxidative stress; hydrogen peroxide catabolic process
Cellular component (GO): plant-type cell wall; plasmodesma
Molecular function (GO): peroxidase activity; heme binding
Source: RefSeq, a predicted model, not a curated record